Didymosphaeria variabile is the source of this 4743-nucleotide messenger RNA. RefSeq lists its product as uncharacterized. Gene Ontology annotation, molecular function: fatty acid synthase activity; phosphopantetheine binding. Gene Ontology annotation, biological process: secondary metabolite biosynthetic process; fatty acid biosynthetic process. NCBI's taxonomy places the organism in Eukaryota, Fungi, Ascomycota, Dothideomycetes, Pleosporales, Didymosphaeriaceae. The transcript has a single exon. The coding region runs from base 1 to 4743 and encodes 1580 amino acids. The record is from RefSeq and is a predicted model, not a curated record.
AUGCGGCGCUCGACUGAUGUUCUUCUUCAUCUUGGUGCUGGAUGGAACCUGAUCGAUGAGAUCCUACGCGAAGCUGAAAUCUCACGUCUGCAUAGUGCCGAACUUGCUCAGCCAGCAACCACAGCUAUACAGAUCGCUCUAGUGGAUCUGCUGAGGAGUAUCGGUGUACAUGCAGAUGCUGUCAUUGGACACUCGAGCGGUGAAAUUGCAGCAGCGUACGCGGCAGGUCAUGUCUCGCAAGCCACUGCUCUCCGGAUCGCAUACUGUCGCGGGGUCGCGACCAGCAUGAGGAGUACGAAAGCUCUGCGCAGAGGUGCUAUGCUUGCAGUGGGUCUUGAUGAGGACGAGGUAUCUAUACACACCCGAAAACUCACUAAUGGUAUGGUGUCUGUCGCGUGUGCCAACAGUCCCCAAAAUACAACGGUCUCCGGAGACGAGGAGGCCAUCGAUGAGCUCGCUACAACUCUGAGCAAGUUGGACAUCUUCAACCGCAAGCUACGUGUAGAUGCAGCAUACCAUUCUCAUCAUAUGCGAGAUAUCGUUGAAGACUACAAAGGCCUCAUGGGCUUGCUGGAAACGGAGAUGCCGGCGAACGUGCCAGCUUUCUUCUCAACAGUUCAUGCAGCAGAGAAGGACACUGGAUUCGACUCCAGUUACUGGUGUGACAACUUGGUGUCGAAAGUGAGGUUCAAGGAAGGAAUCCAACUACUUUGUAGCUCUCGAGCCUCGACACGUCAUGUUUUCAUCGAGAUCGGCCCGCACAAUGCGCUAGCCGGUCCGACCCGACAAUGCAUCGCGGAAACAUCAAACCCUGUUAAGUACGACUACACAUCCCCUUUGCGCAGAGGCACAGAUGCCGUGCAAAGCGUUCUCGAGGUCGUCGGUUUGCUGUUCGAGCGCGGAAGGCUAACCGACUUUUCCCUUCUCUCCGUCCUAGAUCCUGCGCAGAAAACUGCCACAGUCCUGCACGAUCUGCCAUCCUAUAGCUGGAAUCAUUCGAAGAAGCACUGGUACGAGUCACGCAUCAGCAGGGAACAUCGCUUCCGUAGACAUCCCUACCACGACCUUGUGGGCCUGCGAAGUUCGGAGGCAACAACCCUUGAGCCAAGAUGGAGACACAUGAUAAGUUUGGCCAGUCUGCCUUGGUUAGCAGACCAUGUGGUCGACGGUGUAACAGUCUUUCCUGGCUCCGGGUAUCUAUGUAUGGCUAUCGAAGCCAUCUCUCAGCUUGCCCAAGAGCAUCUCCCGCGUGGCCAACGAUACCAGGUGGUUCUGCGGGACAUUGAGUUUUUGAAAGCUUUGCUUGUACCCGAAUCGCCUCAAAGAACCGAAGUCCAACUCAGCUUUUCGCCGGUUGCCUCAGGAACUGACAAGAGCAAGGAACUCGCAUAUCAUUUCCGUGUAGCGGCUUACAAUCAUAGCUACUCCUGGGACGAGCAUUGUCGUGGGUAUGUUGAGGUCAAGACAAUCGAAGCUGAGAAGGGCUUAACAGCUCUCAAUGGCUAUGCUCGUGGCAAGAUGCUGGAGUCAGGACAACUAUAUCAGCAACUGAGCGACAACGGCAAUUCCUAUGGACCGAUGUUCAAUGGGAUCGAUCACAUGUCUUUGGAAGAUACUCGUGCACACGCCACUGUGGCUAUUCCUCACGUAGCCGAGGUUAUGCCUGCAAACCAUAUGCAGCCUCACACCAUACAUCCGACCACACUGGACAUUAUUAUGCAUACUAGCUUGCCGCUAGCGUUGCAGAAAUUCGGGCCUGGCUCUAUCAUGCCUAUUCACAUCGGCGAACUCAUCGUGUCUACUAGUAUUGACAACGCACCUGGGUCAAAGAUGUCUGUACACACGAAGCUUGCGUCCGCUGAGGCCAGAACCGCCGAAGUAGGCAUCGAAGCUGUGAACGCUCGCGAUGGAGUGUCCAGCGUCUCAUUCUCUGGGGUGAAGCUGCGGUUCUUGCCUGCUACUGCACCCGUGAAGAGUGAUGUACAGGAGAUCAAGGAAUCCUGCUGGAAUGUGAAGUGGGAUGUUGACGAAAGCCACCUGUCAGCUGACCACUUCAAGCCUGCUGAGCUGGAUGACAAGACAACACCAUCUCUGAACGAAAAGGUGCAGAUUCUGAACCAAGCUACUGCACGCUAUGCCCGAACAUGCAUCGAUGCCGUCAACAGCGGACGACUGCAAAUAACUGAUGAGCAUCGAUUGCUGUUUGGCUGGAUGCAACGCGAGUAUCCCGCCCAGAGAGGAUUUUUAUCCAGAGAACCCACUGGCACAGACAUCGCUCCUGACUUCGACGAGAUGAAGAUCGUUGCACGAACAGGAGAACAGCUGACAGAGAUCGUCUCAGGACAGACAGACGCUCUGCAGCUGGUCACUGAAGAUGGGUUACUCUACGGAUCGUAUCAAGAUCAUUCAUCCGUUCUCUGCUACGAUCUAUUGCGACAGUAUGUUAAGCGUCUAGCUUACAAGAAGUCGAAGUUACGUAUUCUCGAAAUAGGUGGAGGGACUGGUGGAGCUACGCUACCGUUUUUGCAAACUUUGAAAGCCGCUGACUGCCUUCCCGCCACUUACGACUUUACUGAUGUGUCAGCCAAUUUUUUCGAUCGCGCAGCAGCUAAAUUCAAGGACUACCCUAUCGCUUUUCGAAGACUGGACAUUGAGCAAGACCCCUCUCAACAAGGUUUUGAUCUCCAUAGCUACGAUGUGGUUCUCGCCUUCAAUUGCCUUCAUGUCACAUCAAGUAUUCGGACAACUUUGCGACACGCCCGCUCGUUGCUGCGGUCAGAUGGUCGUUUGAUUCUCAUAGAGAUCGUGAAUUCGCAGCCCUAUCACCACAUCUCUUAUGGGACGCUCCCAGGCUACUGGAAGGGUUCUGUGGAUGACCGUCCGAACGGUCCCUUCAUGCCCGUCGAGCAAUGGCGGAAGGCUAUGCAUGACACGAAGCUGAACAUGCAGCUGUGCGUCAAAGACGACGAAAACGCACACAUCUCCAGUCUUAUGGUCGCGAGACCCCAGGAAGACCCAUGUUGGUCUGCCCAAGUACCGAUUCAAAUUGUUCCGGUAGCCGGAGCUCCGAAUGCGGCAACGGAUACCUUGCAAGAAACUCUGCGCGCUCGAGGCUGUAUUGUUUCAACUGGUCAAUUUAGUGACGACACCGUAGAUAGUUCCACGAUCAAGCUUAUCGUCGACAACGGAGACAGCCCAUUCUUGGCUGCACUAACACCGGAAACCUUUCGAAACCUGCAGACCAUGCUCAGGAAACAGAAUCAAAUUAUGUGGGUUACUAUCGGUGCGAACAAAUCGUCUCUCUCGGAUCCGAGGCGACAUCUCAUAACCGGAUUGGCACGGAGUGCACAAGCAGAGAACGACGGUCUCCGUAUGGUGACCGUCGACGUACAACAGUGCUCGAUUCACGAUUCAACAGAGUUACGCCAUAUUUUGUACACAAUCUUGGAGCAAACGUUCCUUCAGCCGACUGCAAACCCUGAACGCGAGUACAUCAUCCGAGAUAACGCGGUCUUGGUGCCAAGGUUGCUUUCUAGUAUUGAGUUGAACAAUUGGAUAACGAAGCCGCCUCAGGCUGUUCAGCAGAUUGACCACGGGUCAGAAGCAAAUGCGACAUUCGUCAUCGCUGGGGGUCUAGGUGACCUCGCCCAAAAACUCUUUACACGUCUGGCAAAGCGUGGAGCGAAGCACUUUGUCUCAAUUUCACGGCGCUCGGUGAAGGCGGAAGCUUACCAAAGACUAUUGAUUAGUCUGCCGAAGGACUGCCAGCUGCAUCACAUACAAUGCGAUAUAGCAAAGGAAGAGGAUGUGAAGACUCUUUUAGCCACGAUGGCCGCACGGGGGUUACCUCCUGUGAGAGGCAUCAUCCAAUCUGCACAUACGCUGCAGGACCGAAGCAUCGACUCCAUGACCCUGGAGGACUUCAACAGUCCGCUCGCGCCGAAACUGAAAGGUACGCUUAACCUCCAAAAAGCAUUUGCUUCACCAGAACUCGGCUUCUUCAUCAUGCUCUCUUCAGCCGCCAACAUCGUCGGAACCCGCGGCCAAGCAAAUUACAACGCCGGAAACGCUGUGCAAGACGCACUUGCUCAAGCGCAGUCUCUUACUUCAAACAAAACACACUAUCUCUCUUUCAGCCCUAGCAUGGUCGAAGGAACUGGCGCAGUCCAAAACACAGAGAUCCGCAAAGUACUGCAGCGGUCCGGAUUAGACGUGGUGAAUGAAGUCGAUAUCGAUGCCAUAUUUGAAUACAUUCUAAGUGCGACGGCGAGGAAAGAUCGUUUAGCACACAUCACUGCGGGAAUUGACGCAAAUUCGAUUGCGCAAGCGACAACCGUAAAUGGGACCAUUCGGUCCCCAUUCUUUACACACGUGCAAGUGGCCGAGGCUUCGGGUACAGCAGCGGUCCAACCGUCCGUCCCUUCUCAAGAAAAAAAGAUCGACGCAUUCAACAUCACGUCAGCCAGUCCCGAAGAAGCCCUCGCAUACACCACCGCUGCGGUCGCAAAAAAGCUUUCCGCUCUGGCGUACGUCGACUCCGAAACCAUGGAUCUGGAGAAACCGAUCGCAGACUUUGGGCUGGACAGUCUAAUUGCGAUUGAGCUGCGCAACUGGAUAAGGCGCGACUUCAAGGCUUCGCUACAGAGCUUGGAGAUCUUGAACGAGCAGGGCGUCAAGGCUCUAGCAAAGAAGAUUCUUUCGCGUGCAGCUGGGGUAAAGAUUAGUGGGACGGCGACGCCAUGA